GGUACCUGUCGCCAGCUGCAGAAUCAGGCUCACGGACUGUGACGCUGUGUCCCUUCCUGCCUGCAGGAUGGGGGCCAUGAGGCCAGCGCUGGCCUUGCUGACCCUGGCCUACCUGCUGCGCACAGCUGCUGCCCUGAAAAUCUGCGCUUUCAACAUCAAGAGCUUUGGAGACAGCAAGCUGUCCGACGAGACCACCGCAGGCAUCAUCGUGAAAAUUCUGUCACGGUAUGACAUUGCCCUGGUGCAGGAGGUGCGGGAUGCCGAUCUCAGUGCUGUGACCAACCUCCUGGACCAGCUCAACAGUGCAUCGAAGCAUCAAUACAGCUAUGAGAUCAGCGAGCCCCUGGGUCGGGAGAACUACAUGGAGAUGUACCUCUUCAUCUACAGGACGCAGACGGUGUCUGUAGUGGCCACGUACCAGUACCCAGACCCAAGCAACACCUUCAGUCGGGAGCCCUUCAUCGUGAAGUUCUCGUCCCCCAACUCGAAGGGGCAGGAGUUCGUGCUGGUGCCCCUGCAUACGCCCCCCAGCGAGGCUGUGGCAGAGAUCGACGCCCUCUACGAUGUCUACUUAGAUGUCAUCGACAAGUGGGGGACUGAUAAUAUCAUUUUCCUGGGAGACUUCAAUGCCGACUGCUCCUACGUCAAGAAAGGGGACUGGGGGUCCAUCCGCUUGCGCACCAGUGAGGUGUUCGAGUGGCUCAUCCCUGACAGCGCAGACACCACUGUUGGGAAGUCAGACUGUGCCUAUGACAGGAUUGUGGUGUGUGGCUCCAAGCUGAAGAAAACCAUCAAGCCCAAGUCUGCUGCUGUCUAUGAUUUCCAACAAGCUUUCAAACUGGAAGAAGCCGAGGCCCUGGCUGUCAGCGACCAUUUCCCCGUGGAGGUGACGCUGAAGGCUCACUGAAGCUCCAGGCUGCCCUCACCAGCACCUGCUCAGAAUCCCCUCCCUCUGCAGCAGUGGAGCCUGGCUGCCCAGCUCCACCAACUGUAACUAUCAGCCUGAAAGGACCCUCAGCAUCAGCAUUUGCCAUCUCUUCAGGACAACAGCAUUGGCCGAAACAGCCCUCCUCGGCAGCCGGAUUUAAGUCAAUGCCACGUUAGCAAAGAGCCAGUGUGGCAGCCCUGAUGCACUUACUCACAUGACAGCCAGCACAAGCAGCUGGCAGCCCAUCUGCCACCCAUCACAGCCUGGCUCUGUAGCAGCCCAAUUGUAAGCAGGGUUCAAUCUACCAAGGUCCAUUCAGGCCCUCGGCAGCACCCUCCAUCUAUCAGAGCACAAUGACCUUCAGCUGCUAUGAACCUGGGCUGGAUUCCAACUGCAGCCUGACUUCCAAGCAAUACUUGCCUGGAAGGAUGCACCUGGUCCCAGGGUUUCCUUAUCCAAAAUUACUGUAUGUGUAAACACUGUAACUUAUGGCCUCAGGUGAAGGGAAACAACCCCUUUGCCUGUAGCCGCCUGGCUGUUACAGUC
Molecule: messenger RNA, 1474 nt
Organism: Gopherus evgoodei (Goodes thornscrub tortoise)
Lineage: Eukaryota; Metazoa; Chordata; Testudines; Testudinidae
Product: deoxyribonuclease-1-like 2
Exons: 9
Coding region: 68-907 (279 amino acids)
Biological process (GO): DNA catabolic process
Cellular component (GO): nucleus
Molecular function (GO): DNA nuclease activity
Source: RefSeq, a predicted model, not a curated record